AUGCCAUACGGAGACAGGGACCAGUAUGGCGCCCGCAGCUCAUCUGUGUCCGCCACCCGCCGCCCCAAAUCUACAUUCGAAGUAGAAGUCCCUCGCUCCCACUCAUAUCCAUACUAUCAGCCGCCGAGGCAGUUCCCCCGCCACCUCCACGGCCCAGUGCCGGAAACUCCAGUCAUCUACGAGGAAGGGCGGAGGCCGACGGCGGCAGCAACCUUCUUACGGUGGUUUAUCGAUGGCUUCAAGCGCGAUCCGGACGCACAGCUCACCAUCACUAAGUCCACGCCGUUUUUGGACCGAACGGAGUUUGAUUUUGCGGGUGCGGCGGCGGCGACCGCGAAUUCGCCGUUGAAGCGUAGGUUGCAAGGCAGGCAUCUGCAGAUGAUCGCUAUUGGAGGGUCGAUAGGAACCGGCCUGUUUGUUGGAUCGGGUAAAUCGCUAUCAACCGGCGGCCCGGCUUCGGUAUUGAUUGCCUUCCUCCUCGUCGGUGUGAUGAUAUAUGCUACCGUUCACGCACUCGGAGAGAUGGCUGUCCUCUUUCCCGUUGCCGGAUCUUUCUCGGCGUACUCUACUCGCUUUUUAGACCCGGCCUGGGGCUUCGCAAUGGGCUGGAACUAUGCACUCCAAUGGCUUGUUGUAUUUCCACUGGAGAUUGUGGCCGCCUCCGUGACGGUGUCGUAUUGGAACCAUUCCACUCCUCUCUCGCCGGCGGUCUGGGUCACGAUUUUCUACCUUUUCAUCUUUGCGAUUAACCUCUUCGGCGUACGGGGGUAUGGAGAGGCGGAGUUUAUUUUCUCAAUCGUCAAAGUCGUCGCCGUCGUGGGAUACAUAAUUCUCGGCAUUGUGCUCAAUGUUGCUGGCGGCCCGGAUGGGAGUUAUAUUGGUGGCAAGUACUGGCGUGAUCCAGGAGCGUUCAACCACGGCAUCAAGGGACUAUGCAGCUGCUUUGUCAAUGCCGCAUUUGCCUUCACCGGUACUGAACUGGUCGGACUCGCUGCUGCCGAGGCAACUAAUCCACGAAAAUCACUUCCUACGGCGGUCAAGCAGGUGUUUUGGCGCAUAGCGCUCUUCUACAUCAUAGCUCUGACAAUGGUAGGACUUCUUGUGCCCUACACCGACAGUCAUCUCCUCCAAGCCACCUCAGAUGCAACCUCAACAGAAUCUACGGCUUCUCCGUUUGUCAUUUCCAUCACAAACGCUAGUAUCACUGGCCUUGACUCCGUAAUGAACGCCGUCAUCAUGGUCUCCGUCCUUAGUGUCGGUAACUCAGCGAUAUACGGCUCUUCACGCACCCUAGCCGCACUGGCAGAGCAGAACCAGGCUCCCCGUUUCUUAGCAUACAUCGACCGUCGAGGAAGACCCAUCUUCGCCGUCCUAGUCGCAUUCGCAGCCGGAAUGCUCUGUUUCCUCGCUGCAUCGAGCCACCGUGACGAGGCCUUUACUUGGAUGAUAGCUAUCUCCGGCCUAUCCGCCAUCAUGACCUGGUCAUCUAUUUGCCUAGCACAUAUCCGCUUCCGCCGCGGAUGGCUUGCCCAAGGCCACUCUCUGGACGAACUCACCUUCCGAUCCCAACCUGGCGUGAUCGGCUCUUACAUCGGCCUGGUAUUCAACAUGCUAGUACUCAUAGCACAGUUUUGGAUUGGCAUGUUUCCAAUCGAUUUACCCGAGAACUCUCUCAAAGGACAUAUACAGAAUUGGUUCUCCGUAUAUCUUGCAGCGCCCAUCGUGUUAAUAUUCUAUGUCCCAUAUAAAAUAUGGUUCAGGACUUCGAUCGUCCGGGCCAAAGAUAUGGAUUUAAAGACUGGUAGGCGGGAUUUGGAUUUGGGCGAUUUGAUUUCUGAAGAGAGGGAGGAGAGAGAACAGUGGCCGGCUUGGAAGAAAUUUUAUAAGAUAUUCUGCUGA
Molecule: messenger RNA, 1899 nt
Organism: Arthroderma uncinatum
Lineage: Eukaryota; Fungi; Ascomycota; Eurotiomycetes; Onygenales; Arthrodermataceae
Exons: 3
Coding region: 1-1899 (632 amino acids)
Biological process (GO): amino acid transmembrane transport
Cellular component (GO): membrane
Molecular function (GO): amino acid transmembrane transporter activity
Source: RefSeq, a predicted model, not a curated record